AUGCACGGGACCAACUUUGAAGUAAGGGUCGGGCUGCAGCUGCGCGCCACGCUGGAGAACAUCACCCGCCUGCGGGCCGAGGGCGAGGAUUUCCGCUGGUACCUGAAGCUGAAAUGUGGGAACUGUGGUGAAGUUUCUGAAAAAUGGCAAUAUCUGCGAUUAAUGGACAGCGCUCCUUUGAAAGGAGGCAGGGGCAGUGCCACUAUGGUGCAGAAAUGCAAGCUGUGCUCCAGGGAGAACUCCAUUGAUAUUUUAAGCCAGACGAUCAAACCUUACAAUGCUGAAGACAGUGAGAAGUUCAAGACAAUAGUGGAGUUUGAAUGCCGAGGUCUGGAACCAGUCGACUUUCAACCGCAGGCAGGAUUUGCUGCUGAAGGUGCAGAGUCUGGCACACCUUUCAAUGACAUAAACUUGUUAGAAAAGGAUUGGAAUGACUAUGAUGAAAAAACAAAGGAAUCUGUUGGAAUCUAUGAAGUUACCCAUAAGUUUGUAAAAUGCUAAAGCUCACACCCUUAACAAACCUUCGCAUGCUCCUCUUCAAUGAAGAAACUGUAACAUUAGAGAAGCCCUUUCCUUGGAGUUACUUUUCACAUGGCUGUACUGCAGAAAUGGAAACCUAAGUAAGUUUUACUUACAGUCACCAGAACAUCUAAUAAAAUAUUUUCCACAGAACAAUUUGAGAUGACUUCAGUACAAACUGGAUAUCAGAUAUAUGCUUCACUGAACCGUGUCAGUUUCUUAAUGUUGUAUUUCUUGGGAAUAACAGAAAUAUAUAGGGACCUGAUGGAUUCUAGCUUAACUAGUAUAUCAGCGGUUACUAUUUAGACAGCUCAUUGCCAUAAAGUUUUAAGUAGUCUAUCGCAAGGAAGUACCCACAUUUGAUUCUGUAACGUAAGAUCUUGUUGCUCACCACUGCUAGCAUUGGGAAGUGCAUAUGAGUACAGUAAAAGGACUGUGCUAAUGGUUGAAGCCAAAAGGCAUGUUUUUAUAAUAGCUUUCUGCAAGUUCAAGUACAGACACUGAGGUCAGUUUACUAAGAACAGUUAACAAGUUUGACUCCUAUUGACAUUUAUAUAAAACUUGAUUUUCAGAAGAUGUAACACGCCUCUUUCUGAAUAUGUCAUUAGGUAAACCUAAUUUUUAACCUUUCAUUUCUAGCUGUAGACAGACUUUCUAUUUAAUGGCAAGUGCUUUCACAAUCUUGCCAGUUGUUCUCAUGUUUAAAGAAAAAAGUAGUCCUUACUGAACUUACUUCAAAGGUUUUAGGCGGAUGAAGGAAGUAGUAGAAUGCAAGGACAGUCAUGGUAAGUUUAAAACAUUUUUUUUAAAUGAUCCUUUUCAGUUAAGCUAGAAUAGCAUAUCACAGGGUGCAGAGGAACUUUACACUAGGAAAACUUUACAAGCCUCUGGCUUAAGUAUUUAAAGCAUGCCCCUUUCCUUCCUAGCAUUUGCAGUGCAUACUUCAAGAUAUGGUACUGCUUAUGCUUACUCUGAUAAAGAAAAAGCCACUGGGAGAAUCUGGAAGCUGACAUAUCCAAAGGAGGAGUAAAGGCAAGUAAAUUUCUGGGCCUUUGAACCUCAUUAGUCACAUUGUACCCCCGUGCUUGGACUUAAUAUUCUGCUAAUACAUUUGGCUGUCUAGGACACAGUGGACUGUACUGAAAGACAAGAACUGCAUUAAUUUUACACUACUUAAACCUAUUUAAAACACUGGGUGCAGAAGCAAGCACUGCUGCGCUAUUCAGCUAGAGAGAGAUUCAUCUUCCCAGAAGAAAAACAAAGUGGAAGUCAUGAAGGUUCAAAAGGCAAAGGCGUUCAGCUUGUACAUACCAUAACAAAUUUGUGCAAAAGGCAGCUUCCCACAUUAAGGGCAUUUACGCUGGAGUCCCAGCUCUUUUGAGCAGCUUAGCUUUUGACUGGCAAAGGUCCCCUCCUCUGUUGCUGCUAGCCCUCUUUGUAGCUGGCAGAUCCUCAGCUGUGAACAGCACACCAGGAAUAUGUCUGCAUCAGUUUCAUCUCAGUCUCAGCAUCGCUAAGUCUUACUGGUGUCUAGGCUCGAGCUCUCCUUCAGGGAGUUCUGCUAAGCCUUAGUCUUUGGAACUUCUGCAGCAAGCCCCAAAGCAUUAACGAUGCAUCUCUGAGCACUAGAACUCUGGCGUUUGCUACAAUAAAUGAUAUCAAUACUCAGAUUACAAGAGAAGUCAAGUUCAAGAGCAAGGAGAAAAUAGAGGAAAAUGCUUCUGCUGAGGUUGCAUUUCCACAGUAGGAGAAAGUUUGAGGGGAAAAAAAAAAAGCCGAAGCUCAGUGAUUUUGUUUGUUUAAGGUACAAGAGCACAGGUUUCAGUAGCAAAACAAAACCAGCAGAUUAUUGGACAGACUUCACAUAUGCAAGGGGACAGUGAACAUUGCAGCAUGCUUUCAAUAAAGUUCUUUUCAACCCUUAUACACCCCGUAUAACAAACAUAAGCUAUUGAUAGAAGAAUUACCCAUACUGCCUACUUUGAUAGCAAUAAAAUAACUUUGUGUUUAUUAAUAGCUUUAUUACAACACAGUCUUUUCCAGAUGAUUUAACAACAUAAUUGUUGGCUUCAGGUCACUUAAAGCCUCCCACUUCAAUUUUUGUUUCUCAAAAAGUUUCUACAUCAGAAAGGCUUCAAGCAGUUGAGGCACAAUGAGUCUGACACUGAUUCAAGUUUAGAGAAAAAAGUAAGUGUUACAAGUUAGUAAGCAACUUACUGCAAAAGUGCAAAUGUUACCAUUCCUCUUUCAUGUUUUAACAGCUGCAUAUAUUGUUUUAAAACCAAACCAUUUAAGAGUGGUUUUACAGUGCUGUUGUCUGCCUGAAACUCAUGAAGCAUAGAUGUUCAAGUUCUUAAACAUCAUAAUUAUUGCUUUUUACUUUAAAGAAUGUAUUUGAAGAACA
This is a messenger RNA of Struthio camelus australis, 2923 nucleotides long. The record is from RefSeq and is a predicted model, not a curated record. Lineage: Eukaryota; Metazoa; Chordata; Aves; Struthioniformes; Struthionidae.